Molecule: messenger RNA, 783 nt
Organism: Marasmius oreades (fairy-ring Marasmius)
Lineage: Eukaryota; Fungi; Basidiomycota; Agaricomycetes; Agaricales; Marasmiaceae
Exons: 2
Coding region: 1-783 (260 amino acids)
Source: RefSeq, a predicted model, not a curated record
AUGAAUCGUCGGCUGAAAACACUCUACCGCAGUCCAGUGAAGAAGAGCAAGAGCAAGGCAAAUACAUGGGUUCGAAUUCCAGGUCAGCAAGAACGAAAGGACCGGCUAGAAAAGAAACUAGAGGAGCUUCUCAACCGUGCCACCUCAGCCUCUGUUAGCGCAACCCAAACCCUCGAAGCCCUUGGCAAUUGCGAAGAUGUUCCAGAUACGCAAGACAUAACGAUGGAUACGGAAGAUCCUUCAUCGGUUGCAACUGAUUGGGUAGAUAUGGAGGAUAACUGUGAAGCAGACGAACCACUCCACAUUCCAGCCCAUUCCGAAAACGCGCCUUCAAACGCGGUAAACGUGGAGUCGGGCACUCAGCUCGAGGCUAGAAAGGUGGAUAAUCGAUGGAAGGCUCUGCUUUCGAGCUUAAUAGAGCCCUUCAUUACCUAUCGCAACGAAACGGUUGGACGGGUUGAUUACCGCUUUGAAGGAUUCACGCAGCUGUGCACGUCGGGUUCAUGCCGCAUUCAUCAUUCCAGAGUCCAGUGUUACCUCUAUGACCACCAUCAAGAACUCGGCGUACCCUACUGUGAAUGCAGCAAUCUACCUCAAACUCUGGUUCAUCACGGCUUCUUCCCAACAUCACCUUCCCAACCUCGUGUAGCGUUCUCAAUUGCACUUCUCGACCUCUAUCAUGCUCUCCGCGAAAAGUCCUGUGAUGCGGUCACUGCGUUGGCGGGUGCUCUUGACAAGGUGUACAAGCACCGUGGUUUUAGGUUACUUAGCACGUCGGUAUGA